This is a messenger RNA of Colletotrichum orchidophilum, 1203 nucleotides long. RefSeq names its product capsule polysaccharide biosynthesis protein. The coding region runs from base 1 to 1203 and encodes 400 amino acids. Gene Ontology annotation, molecular function: glycosyltransferase activity. The record is from RefSeq and is a predicted model, not a curated record. The transcript is spliced from 2 exons. Lineage: Eukaryota; Fungi; Ascomycota; Sordariomycetes; Glomerellales; Glomerellaceae.
AUGGCUUCACCAAAGUUCCAGAUCCCGCCGGAGUUCCAGUCCAAACUCCGCCAUGUCGAGCCUCUCGACGCGCGCUCUGACGAGGAGAUUCUUGAAUACCUGAGAAACCCUCCACCAGUCACUGCAGAGAAGAACAUCUGGGCCUUUUGGCACUCUGGCAUCGACAACAUCCCGAGCUGGUGUCGGCGAAACAUCAUCAACUGGGCUCGCCUCUGCGGUCCGUCAUGGACGAUUCGCGUCCUGGACGACGUUCCAGAUUCUCCCAGCAACGCCUUGAAUUGGGUCAAGCGAGACCAACUUCCCGAGGCCUUUGUUGCACACAAAAUGGAGGGCCCCCGUGUGUGGACCGGUCCCCACAGCGCAGACUUUCUCCGUGGCAUUUGUCUCUACCAAUAUGGCGGCGCUUGGGUGGACGUGGGAUCCAUCCUCGUUAGGACAAUCGAUGACCUCUGCUGGAAGCACCUCGAGGACCCAACCAGCCCUUACCAAGUUGCUGCCCCUUGGUUGUAUGGGACCGUCGUGGGCAACCAUUUCAUUGCCAGUCGCAAAGGUGACCCAUUCAUCAAACAUUGGCAUGAUGUUUUCAUGGCUCUUUGGAAGGGCCACAACAGCUCCGAUGGCAUCGCAGCAAAUCCCCUCAUCGCCUUCGCACAUAACAUGAAUACCGAUGGAAUGGAAGCUCGAAAUUUCAAAUGGAACUGGAACGCCCCUCUCCCCAAAUUGAUGGAAUAUGUUGCCCAAAUCGUGUGCUGGAUCAGAGUCGCUGCAAUUCAGGAGCCCAACGGUGGCUUCAAUGGCGUCGAUUACUACGACAAGAAGGUGCUACUACACGACUCGCUACGCGAAGCUUGGCCCGCCGAAGCCGUGAUCGGCUUCAACGGCGAGGAGCUCUUUGACCUCUUCUCAGUCAAAUUGGAUGCCGAUCCCGAGUCUGAAGAGUACAAAAAGGCCUACAACGUCGUUUGGACGAUCUUGACCACGUCGACCAUGCAGAAGGUCACCCACGCCGCGGGCAUGACCUCGACCAAGGCAUUGGGAACUUUGUGGGAUAUGAAGGAGAAUGAGAAUAGAGACCAGGAGCCUGGAACUUUUGCAGAGUUGCUACGGUAUGGAAGUGUGCAUUUCGAACAAAAUCGAGAGAUAAAGUACAUUACGCCUCCAAAGGCUGAGUUUGUAUUGGAGAAGGGCGUGCUUGAGCCUUGA